This is a messenger RNA of Oncorhynchus masou masou (cherry salmon), 4039 nucleotides long. Its product is annotated as piggyBac transposable element-derived protein 4-like. The coding region runs from base 253 to 2538 and encodes 761 amino acids. The record is from RefSeq and is a predicted model, not a curated record. NCBI's taxonomy places the organism in Eukaryota, Metazoa, Chordata, Actinopteri, Salmoniformes, Salmonidae. The transcript has 5 exons.
UGGUUUACCCACGCGGUGCUUUGCUAGCAAACCUAAAAAUUGAAGCUGUUUCGACCAAUCUUGUGUAUAUUACUCUUAGUGUUUUGAACAUAAUUCUGUUUACCUAUCUACUGGUUCGCUUAAACGUAAUUUGCUUGUUAAAUUAGCAAAUGUGUUACAUUGAUACUGCACUAGGCUAAUCUCCCGGAGCAAUAAACUCACUAAUCUAGACGGAGAAAGAAACUGGUGAAAGGAGGCAAAGAAGAUUGAAGAAUGAAUAAGGAGGCGAUCACAUUGAAACAAGAGGAUGAUAUUACAGUGAAAGAGGAAUAUGGGAACGAGGUUGUCAAAGUGGAAAAAGGGGUAGGAGCUUUCAGAAUCAAGAAGGAGGAAGAACCUUUUGAAGUAAAAGAGGAGGAUUUCUCAAUAAAAGAGGAAGACGAGACCGAACAUCCGAUUACCACCAGAGAGGGACGUGACUAUCGUGGAUCCUCUGGGGAGCCUCAACAACCCCAUGAAGAGGCAGAGAAGAGUCUCUCCAGAUCAGAACACCAGAUGGACAACGCUGGCCGUUCCGUCCUCCCGGAGUCACAGUGUCGUACCUCUCCCGGGGGGAAGAAGUUGUCUCUGCUGCUGGUGGACUGCAGGAAAGCAACAGGGCUGAGUGGAACUGAGAGAGGAGGAGAGAAGAACGGAUCAGAUUUGACACAUCAAAAAAUUGAGAGUGACACGAAAGGAAUGGAUGAGGACUCUAUGAGUGAUCUGAGUUUUGAUUCCAGCGCGGAUGAAAUGUUUUUGGAAGAAGAAGAUCCACUUUUCGAUCAUGGCUCCGACUGGGAGUCCCCAGUGCCAACUUGUCCAUCCCCCUGUGAAGCUGGUUCAUCCAGCUGUCCCCCUGCUGUCUCCGGCUCCACGCCUCCCGGGCUCCUCCCCUCUAGAGGACCGGCAUUGAAGAGGAAGAGGGGAAGUGUGUCAUCCGCUAACAGAGGGACAGAAGGGCGUUGGCACACCGUCCUAGAAGACGAUGUGGAGCCACCCCAACCAACUUUUAGGCCGAAAAGGAAGCCAGGACCUCAACUAAACAUGACUGCUAAGUACAGUCCCCUUCAGCUUUUUCAGCUGUUCUUCACCCCAUCCGUUGUAGAGUCGCUCGUGUCUAACACCAAUAAGUAUGGGAAGAAGAAGCAAGCAGGCAAAAAGGCAGCAUGGAAGCCCAUAUCCACGGCAGACUUGUUCUGCUACCUUUCUCUGGUCAUCUACAUGGGGCUGGUGAGGCUGAAAAGCCUGAGGGACUACUGGAAAACGUCAUCUCUCUACCAACUGCCUUUCCCCAUGACUGUUAUGUCCUGCAAAAGGUUUCUGGAUCUCUCCCAGGCGCUUCACAUCAGUGACCCAAUGGUUGAUGAAGAGAAUGAGAAGAAGAGAGGCACAGCGAGGUUUGAUAGACUGUGCAAAAUCAAACCUCUCUACCACAGCAUUGUCGAGGCCUGCAAGACAUACUUUCAGCCAGCCCAGAACGUGUCAAUCAAUGAGAGGAUGGUGGCCUCAAAGGACAGCAUUGGCCUCCAGCAGUACGUGAGAAACAAACCAACCAAGUGUGGUUUCAAGCUGUUUGUGUUGGCUGAUUCUGAGUGUGCCUACACGUGCAAUUUCUUGGUCUACGAGGGGGAGAACAGUUUCGCUUACGGUAAGGAACUCAGCUAUGCCUCUGUAAUGGUGUUAUUGGAUUUUCAACUGCUCGGGAAGGGCUACAAACUGUUUGUGGAUAACUUCUACACAAGCCCUGCCCUGUUUGCAGACCUUAGGAAGCGGGGAGUGUGGGCUUGUGGCACCAUUCGUACCACCAGGGAGGGCUUCCCGAAGACGAAGGUGAACGACAUGCCUAAGCAUGCUGAUCGGGGGACCAUGCGAUGGAUCCGUGAAGAUGGCAUGCUGUUUGUAAAGUGGAUGGAUGCCAGAGAGGUGGUGAUGUGCUCCACAAUCCACAAGUCCUUCAAUGAGAAUUAUGUUGUCAGACGUGUGAAGGAUGGUGCUGGGGCGUGGACCACCAAAAAUGUCCCCAUUCCUGCUGCUGUGAAGGACUACAACAAGAGCAUGGGAGGUGUGGACCUAUCAAAUGCGCUAGUAGGCUAUUACAAUGUUCUCCACAAGACAAUGAAAUGGUACAAGACCUUCUUCUAUCAUUUCAUCGACAUUGCUGUGGUGAAUGCAUUCAUCCUACACAAGGAAAUGGCUAAGAGCUGUGGAAAGCCCUUCCUCUCACAGAAAGCCUUCAGAGAGCAGCUCAUCAAGGAGCUUGCUGGCUACAGCACCACUGCACCACGUUCUACCUACUCUACCUCUGUCCCUUCUGCUCCUGCCACAAGUGUUCAUCUGCCCAAAUAUAUUUGUGCAGACAUGGAUGUGCCUAAGGGCCAAAGGGGCUCAGCAUGGAGGCGUUGCUGUGUUGUUUGCAAGAAGAAGUCCCCCAUCACCUGCACAACAUGCUCAGUGACCCUCUGCUUUACAUCAGAAAGAGACUGCUAUGGCAUCUGGCAUCAGCAGCAGAACAUUGUGUAGAGCUCUGGCAUCAGCAGCAGAAUAUUGUGUAGAGCUUUGGCAAAGUGGGUGGGGUUAUAUCCUUCCUGUUUGGCCCUGUCCGGGGGUGUCCUCGGAUGGGGCCACAGUGUCUCCUGACCCCUCCUGUCUCAGCCUCCAGUAUUUAUGCUGCAGUAGUUUGUGACGGGGGGCUAGGGUCAGUAUGUUAUAUCUGGAGUACUUUUCCUGUCCUAUCCGGUGUCCUGUGUGAAUUUAAGUAUGCUCUCUCCAAUUCUCUCGUUCUCUCUUGGAGGACCUAAGCCCUUGGACCAUGUGUCAGGACUACCUGGCAUGAUGACUCCUUGCUGUCCCCAGUCCACCCGGCAUUGCUGCUGUUCCAGUUUCAACUGUUCUGCCUGCGGCUAUGGAACCCUAAACUGUUCAUUUUUACUCUUGAGGUGUGUAGCAAAAACCAAAAGAGAUCAGACCCCUCCCCCAGUAGCCGGUCCAGAUCCAGAGCCACAUCCUCUACGCUCUAAGACCAACUAUUGACUGGGGAAUGCGGGAAGAAACUGCCACAGCAGCAAGUGACCAGCAGAGGGAGCCAAAUACACAGGAACUAUAAGUACUGGACAUUAAACAAGAACCAACCUACAGGAAUACUGAGGAGGAGUGGUAGGAACAGAUCUACCAAACCAACGCCCCAACGGAAGAAUGCCUAUGGGCAUCAGUGCUGAAGGACUUAACAUUGGACUAAGUGAUACUUAAUCUAGAGCACGUUGCAAAGAAAAGUGGCAAGGACAUAAUGUAAUGGCACACUGUGUUAAGAUAGAUUGCACUCCCGAACAUCUUCCCCCAAACUGAGUGUCUAAAAGAGGUAUAAAAGGAGGAGAGAUCAGUGCCAAGACAUGAUCCUCUACCCAUAUGAUUUGGACAUCAUAGAGAAUCAUCAGAUCGGGUAAAUUACUUUCGCUAUACUCUGUUUGUAUUGACUACUUUGACAUCAAGGCGCGACUAUUGACUGGUAUAUCUUAAAGAAUUGUGUUGUACACUGGAAGCUCACUCCACUUAAAAACAGUAAGAGAACAAGGUUGUGUAAGAGAGAACUUCACCCCUCAACAGAGCGAGGCGUAGAGAACUCUUGGGAGCAACAAGUUCCAUCUUUGGAGUGCAAUCGCAGUUCGGCAAGAUUGAAACAGCCCAGAAAGAAAUAAAGCCUUGUGGAAUAGAGCUUCAAGGUAAAUAUAUGGGUGUUUGCUUUGUUUUAAGAGUUUUAGAAGUGUUUUAAGCUAAUUAUAUUUGCAAUAUUAUUUGGCAUAGUAUAGUGCAUUAAGGAUUGAUUGAGAAUUAUUGAUGUAUUAGGAAACUGUAGAACCAUUGAAUUGUAAUAAUGUGUAUUAGACAAAAAACAGAGUGACUUAAUAAAAGCUUGAAACUUAGACAACUAGGCCAGAUUAACGAUCUGGAGAGCAAACGCCUUUGACACUCUCACUGAACAGAAAGUGACCCUGGUUAUAGGUUAAAGUUAUUGCACUAAAGAAUA